Messenger RNA from Aphanomyces invadans, 1540 nucleotides. RefSeq lists its product as hypothetical. The transcript has 4 exons. Lineage: Eukaryota; Oomycota; Saprolegniomycetes; Saprolegniales; Verrucalvaceae. The record is from RefSeq and is a predicted model, not a curated record. Gene Ontology annotation, molecular function: nitronate monooxygenase activity. Bases 32 to 1093 code for a protein of 353 amino acids.
UGACUCCCCCUUUGGUUAAACAACGCCGACGAUGCUGCGGCAACUACUCGGAUUGCGCACGUCGGUGAUCCAAGCUCCGAUGUUUGGCGUGUCAACGCCAGCCCUUGUAGCUGAAGUGGUCAAGCAUGGCGCAUUGGGCUCGUAUGGCGCUGGCGUUAGUCCACCUACAAUCGUGCGAAAGGACUUGGAGGAAAUCGCCCGACUCGUCCCAGACAAACGGUUCAACCUGAACGUGUUUGUUGAAUCCGCGUCCUCGUCGCGAACUUCUGAGCACGAUUCCGCCGCCAACUGGAACACGUACGACCGAUUGCUCGAGCCUGUUCGUGCUGCUUUGCAACUCGGCAUGCCUUCUGGCUCGGUGCCCGAACCUCCAGCGUCGUUCUUGGACGACCAUCUCGCGCUGGCGCAGGAGUUCCGCCCGGCGGUGGUCAGUUUUUGCUUUGGUGUGCUUGAUGGCGCUGUGGUUCGAGACUUGCAGGCGUUCGCAUUGGUGGUUGGUACCGCGACGUCCGUGGAAGAAGCGGCGAUGCUAGCUGACGCUGGGGUCGAUGCCAUUGUGGCUCAAGGGAGCGAAGCAGGGGGUCACCGUGGAGGUUUCAUCGCCACUCGCCAUCCCACCGACGCCUUGAUAGGCAGCAUGGCGUUGAUUCCACAGAUCUGCGACGCUGUUGGCCGUAGCCGCAUCCCUGUGAUUGCUGCUGGUGGCAUUUCUGAUGCGAGACACGUUCAGGCAGCAAUUGCGUUGGGUGCCGACGCAGUGCAAGUCGGCACCGCCUUCGUUGGAACCCCCGAGAGUGGUGCAUCUCGCGAGUGGAAGUUGUCGCUGGGUCCACGAGUGCAUCCGUCAACGGGGACGACGGUCACUCGUGGUCUUACAGGGCGCCCCGCUCGCAUGCUGCGCAACAAGCUUGUGGAUGCAUUGCAACCACACGAAGCGCUGGCCGCGUCGAGUCCAUGGCAACGACAACGAAUGCGAGAUAUCUUUCAGCGAAAAAAUGCAGAGUACAUGGGGCUGCUGGCAGGUCAGGGCCAUCGCGCUUGCGAUGCACUCACGUCCGUGGAGGCGGUGCUGGCACGUCUUGUCGUCAAGUAGGCACAGCAGUGCACACCGUCGAAUGAUGCCGUCGGUGCCAUAGCGUCCGUGUUCGAGCGUGCAGAACGAAGGGAUGCCCGUGCAAAUAAACACGGCGCACGGCCGAACAAAUGAACGCGUGCAUGCACAGGCACCGCCAGGGGAUACACGACGGUGCUCCACUCCAGGAGAGCGCGCUUCAUGAGCAGAAGUGAUCAGUAGUGGCUUUCCUCUGACACCCUUUGCAAGUAGCCCGACGGGGCGGUACCGGAACGAUGUCAUCACACGGAACGAUUCCACGACCGCACGUUGACAAUCGUUUGGCUUAGCCACCAGCCGUAGCGAACAAGGCGGGAUGCUGCGAUGUGGCGAGUGUAUCGAACAUAGUUGGCCGAUUCGUGAAGUGCACAUUGUGUCGAGGCAAAGAAUUGUCGUGGCGACGAAUGGACAAACAGCGAAUGCAAGGUC